AUGGCUUCCACCCCCGACGGUGGCACCAAAUCGGCGGGACUCGACUCUCUCCAAAAACUGAAAUCGACAGAACCACCGUUCUUCCUCUCGCCGUCACCGGACCUCUCACAGGCUGCUCGAAUAGCCUCGGAGUACCUAUUCUCAUCUCUCAAUCCAUUCACUCCCAAAUCUCCGUUCAGUCACCUGUUGACCGAAGGAUUUGACGCCGAGCAGAUUUGGCAGCAAAUUGACCUGCAAUCCCAGCCCCUGCUCCUCUCCCUCCGCCGCCACGUCAAACACUUCGAGAAAAACCCUAAAAAGAUUGAGAAACAAUUCGAUUUGGGGGGAAAUAGGUUUAGUGAAAAUCGAAAAGAAGAGACUGAAGAUGGGAAUGGGGAUGAAGAUGAUAAAUUAGUGAGUGGAGAAGGUGAGGAUAUAAAUGAUUUAGAGAAUGAGAGCGAGGGCUUUGAUGAAGACGAAGAGGAGGAGGAUGGUGAUGAUGAUGACAAUGAUGGUGAAAUGGAAGACGAGGACAAGGGAAAUGAAAAUGGGGUGGAAGAUAAGUUUUUGAAGAUAAAGGAAUUGGAGGAGUAUUUGGUGGACGAUGAGGAGAAGGAAUAUGGAUUGAAUAAAGAGAAGAAGAAGAGGAAGAUGCAUGAAAUUACGAAUGAGGAUGAAGAUGAAGAGGAGGACGAUGAAGAUGAUUACAAUGAGCUUGGAUUGAUGGGGCUUGAUGAUGAGGAUGAAGAAGAAGAUGGCAACAAGAUGGAAAAUGCAAGGUAUGAGGACUUUUUUGGUGGUAAAAAAACUGGUCAGGGGAAGAAAUCUAAAGUAUUAAGUGGAUCAGAUGAUGAUGGCAACAAUAAUCAGAAGAAAAACAAUCUUUCUACCCAUGAAAAAGAGCUAGAGAAGCUCCGUUCUGAGAUAGAGGCAAUGGAGAAAGCGAAUUUAGAGCAAAAAACCUGGAUGAUGCAGGGUGAGGUAACUGCUGCUAAAAGACCAAAGAAUAGUGCAUUGGAAGUUGAUCUGGAAUUUGAGCACAAUGUUAGACCUGCCCCUGUAAUCACGGAAGAGGUCACUGCAUCCCUUGAGGAGUUGAUUCAAAAACGCAUCAUUGAGGGGCGUUUUGAAGAUGUCCAGAAGCCCCCUACUUUACCAUCCAAGUCACCAAGAGAAAAAAUUGAAUUGGAUGAGAAUAAGAGUGGAAAGGGCCUUGCUGCACUUUAUGAGGAUGAAUAUGUUCAGAAGACUGGCCUAGUUUCAACAGCAACGUCUUUUAAAGACGAGCAAAAGAAAGAAGCAAGUUUGUUAUUUAAGAAACUGUGCUUAAAAUUGGAUGCUUUAUCUCAUUUCCACUUCACUCCGAAACCGGUCAUUGAGGACAUGUCCAUACAAGCAAAUGUUCCUGCCCUGGCAAUGGAAGAGAUUGCUUCUCUGGCAGUCUCUGAUGCAGCAAUGCUUGCUCCUGAGGAAGUGUUUGCUGGCAAAGGAAUCGUUAAAGAAGAAACAGAGCUAACCAAGGAAGAGAGGAAGAGGAGAAGGUCAAGCAAGAAAAGAAAAUUCAAAGCUGAGGCUACAAAACGGAUGGCAAGAAAGGUUCAACAAAACUUGGUGACGAACAGUGCCUCUGGCAAAGAAGAGUUAUGA
This is a messenger RNA of Fraxinus pennsylvanica, 1626 nucleotides long. The record is from the annotation of a GenBank genome assembly. Lineage: Eukaryota; Viridiplantae; Streptophyta; Magnoliopsida; Lamiales; Oleaceae.